AUGGGCAACUUCGACUCAAGUUUUGUUAGUAAGCUAGCAGUUGAAUCAUGGAGUUUAUACGGAGUGAUUAUACUUAUGUUUCUCCUUAGGAUGUAAGCUGCCGCCUCUCCAAUGGACAGCCCACCUUUUUGUUAACGUACUGAUAUUGUUUUCAGGUAUGCACGAAUCCAUCGACUUGGAAUUGGUCAUUUGCAAAUAGAUGAUUAUGUUAUGAUUUUGGCCGGCGUAAGCUUGUUUUUCUGUUUCAAAGAUAUACUCAUUUGAAAUGCCACUAAUGCGGUAUUUCGGUGCUCUAGUGUUCCUAUACCGUACUCGUUGUCUGCCUCAAUAUCACAUUUGGAAUAGGAGGCAGCAAUCUUUAUCCACCGGAACAAUUCGACAGUUUCACCCCCGAGGAUAUCAAAGAACGGAUUCAGGGGUCCAAACUUGUUGUGGUAUCUGAGCAGGUAGAUAUGUUUUCUUUCUCCUAUUUUCAGCUGAUAUUUUUCAAUUUCCAUCCAGUCUAAUUGUCUUACAGGCAAUGCUCAAUGUCAUAUACUGUGUCAAAGCUUGUAUGCUCAUACUGUAUACCCGCCUCCCCCUCAGUCUCUACAGACAACGUCUGGUAACCUGCCUUUCAGUUUACGUCCUCUUAGGAUGGCUAGGAACUCAAAUCGCAUUCUUCACAGCAUGUCGACCAUUCAGCGGAUACUGGGCCAUGCCACCACCUAGUUCUCAAUGCGCAACACUCAAGUACUACGCAAUUGUCCAAGGAUGUUUCAAUAUCUCCUCCGACUCCCUGAUUCUCCUUAUCCCACUCCCUCUCAUCACUCGUCUCAACGUUCCCUGGCGUCACAGAUUGGUCUUAUCUGGGAUCUUUGGACUAGGCAUUUUCGUCAUCAUCGGUGCGAUAUUGGCGACGGUUUUCAAUUUUGAACAUAUCUACCAGCCGACUUAUAUGCUCUGUUACAUGAGGGAAAGCUCCGUGGCAAUUUAUGUGGCGAACAUUCCGCUCAUUUGGCCUUUGCUCAAAGAGAAGGUGCCAGGCAUGAAGAACUUUACUCCUGGUCAUAAAUCUGGUUAUUCUGCAUCGCAGAGUGUGUAUGAGAAGCGGGAUAAUAUGCGUCGAGGAUCGGAAAGGAUACGAGCGGAGUAUGAAGGAGAUUUCGAUGAUUAUAGUGAGAUGGGAUCCACUGUCACUACUAAAAUUCGGGGGAAUGAUCAGUUUUGCGGAAUCAGUGCCAUCAAACAACCGGGCCACUUGGUGAGAAGUUAUAGUGAAAGGGACUUUUUGCACAUUAACACCCGAGGCGAUAUUGGAAGUGGUAUCCAUUUGAGUACGACUACAAUUCAAGUCUGCACCCAGACUUCAGGCAAAAAUGAAACUAUUAGUCCUCAAGCGGAUUUAGAAAGCUACAUUCCCACUUUUCCAAAUAUUGAAAAGAGCGAGUCGAGGAGCAGCAAAUUCCGUGAGGAAUUUUCUGAUACAGAGUUAGGGUAG
Molecule: messenger RNA, 1480 nt
Organism: Hymenoscyphus albidus
Lineage: Eukaryota; Fungi; Ascomycota; Leotiomycetes; Helotiales; Helotiaceae
Source: the annotation of a GenBank genome assembly